Messenger RNA from Cannabis sativa, 979 nucleotides. Its product is annotated as FAD-linked sulfhydryl oxidase ERV1. The record is from RefSeq and is a predicted model, not a curated record. The transcript has 6 exons. Gene Ontology annotation, molecular function: flavin-dependent sulfhydryl oxidase activity; flavin adenine dinucleotide binding. NCBI's taxonomy places the organism in Eukaryota, Viridiplantae, Streptophyta, Magnoliopsida, Rosales, Cannabaceae. Gene Ontology annotation, cellular component: mitochondrion. Bases 305 to 889 code for a protein of 194 amino acids.
ACCCUCCGUUGAACUUUCAAAGGUUGAGGAUAAAGAUUUUGGGGUCGGAGCAGUAAAAACACGCCGGAGCUAGGGACGGAGAGAGAGCCCUCUAUUCAUUCCAGAAUUUUGAAUGACAGAGCCGCAGUCUGCAUAAAAAAUUGAAGAUGAAAUUAUUUGUAAAUACAAAAAAGCCCUCAUGAAAAACUGAGUGAAGGAUAUAUUUGUAAAAUAAGCAAGAGGAUGGAGGUUUUAUUGUAGUAGAAAUACUGUGUGUGCUUCCUCUUUACUUCUCUCUCUCUCUCUCUAACAUUUCCGAACCAGAAUGUUGGAAUCCGAGAAGAACCCAUUGCAGGGUGUACUCAAAUGUAUGGACAAAAUUUCCUCUUUCAUCCAAAUUCACCUCUCAAAUUUCAUGCUUCCAUCACCCAAACCACCUCUUUUCUCUCUCUCUCACUCUUCCAAACAAAAUCCUUGGAGCACUCACUCUCUCCCUUCCAUACCCCUCAAAAACACCAAGGAAAAAUCAGGUGGACCGGUUUCGAAAGAAGAGCUUGGAAGAGCAACAUGGACAUUUCUUCACACUCUUGCUGCCAGGUAUCCAGAUAAUCCAACAAGGCAGCAGAAGAAAGAUGUUAAAGAAUUGAUGGCGAUACUAACUCGAAUGUACCCUUGCAAAGACUGCGCAGAUCACUUCAAAAAGGUUUUGAGUGAAAACCCUGUACAAGCUGGAUCUCACACCGAGUUCUCUAUGUGGCUUUGUCAAGUGCAUAAUGUUGUUAACAGAAGUCUUGACAAACCAAUAUUCCCAUGUGAGCGGGUCGAGGCUAGGUGGGGAAAGUCAGAAUGCCCGGAGCGCGAAUGUGAUGUACUAGGUAGUACAAUGGAUUUUUCGGAUACCCGACUCUAAUUUUAGAAUGACUGAAAUUAUUGUUGGGACUGUCCAUGGCACUAUUAUUUUGUAAAUUACUAUAUAUAUAGACAUUUCAUUGAAGUGGUA